Mesorhabditis spiculigera is the source of this 1137-nucleotide messenger RNA. The record is from the annotation of a GenBank genome assembly. Lineage: Eukaryota; Metazoa; Nematoda; Chromadorea; Rhabditida; Rhabditidae.
AUGUCGGCAUAUCCUAUCGGCCAACUCCUUACGCUACCAUUUUUACCGUUAAUUCGGCAUAUACCGAUCAAGCUCCAAGUCCUGAUCGGCAUCGCCUUUUCAAGUAUCGUCUCCUUCCUAUUCCCACUUUUAUAUGAUGUGAACCGAUGGCUGGCUGUAAGUAUGAGAUUCUUCCACGGGAUCUCGACGGCUGCAGCCGUCCCGUUGCUCGGCCACAUUUGCUCCCACUGGGCCCCGAAAUCGGAAAUCGGGCUGUUCGUCGGAACGGUGACUUGUUUUCCGCAGUUUGCGCUUUUCUUCACGCAAGCAACCUGUGGAGCAAUUUGCGAGUACGCUGGCUGGCGCUGGAUUUUCUACGUCCACGGGAUUGUCACGUUGAUGGUGGCGGCGUUGUGGGCUCUGCUUUUCCACGACUUCCCCAGCGACCACCCGCGCCUCCACCUUGACGAGCUGGGAAAAAUUUCGCACGGGAAAUUAGGCCACGCGACGACGGCGGCAAGGAGUUCAAACCACGAAAAGUUGAACGUGCCUUAUUGGCAACUCAUCACCCACAAAGGAGUCCUCGCUGUCCUUGCCGCCGCUUUCGGGACCUACCACGGUAUUUUACCGUCCGUCAACUAUGCACCAUUGAUCAUGAAGAAAGGCCUCGAGAUGUCUGAAAUCACAAUCUCCUACUUCACCUCGAUAAGUGUCGCCCUGCAAGCGACAUUGAAGAUUUUGAGUGGCAUCAUCUCCGACAAGAUGACCAUGACUGAGGCCAGCAAGCUGAAGAUGUUCAACACAAUUUCUUGCGGGCUACCCGGAAUGCUAUUGAUUAUUACGCCGUUUUUGCCGAAAGGCAACAAGAUACUCUGUGCUAUCAUGAUGGUGAUAUGCCAGGCAAUAUUAGGGUUAAAUUCGGCCGGGUUUAAUCGGGCAGCGAUUGUGGUUGGAGGUAAAUACUCGUCAACAAUAAUGGUCUGGGUGGGCAUCAUCCUAAAUUCUGCCCUCGCCAUCCAGCCCUACAUCAUUUCGUGGGUGGCCCCGGAGCAUACUUGGGUUCAAUGGAUGCCUCUAUUCAUCGGCCACGGCUCCAUCAUCUUCCUCUCGAAUCUCAUCUUUUGCUGGUGGACCAACGGGAAAGCAUUUGUCGGGAAG